Ochotona princeps (American pika) is the source of this 1096-nucleotide messenger RNA. It is a transcript of the gene DUSP18, whose product is annotated as dual specificity phosphatase 18. The record is from RefSeq and is a predicted model, not a curated record. The transcript is spliced from 2 exons. NCBI's taxonomy places the organism in Eukaryota, Metazoa, Chordata, Mammalia, Lagomorpha, Ochotonidae. Gene Ontology annotation, biological process: protein dephosphorylation. Gene Ontology annotation, molecular function: MAP kinase tyrosine/serine/threonine phosphatase activity. The coding region runs from base 477 to 1046 and encodes 189 amino acids.
CAAGAUUGUCCCUCGGCGGUCGCCAUGCGGUUACCCGGCGCGUUGCCGUGGAGACGGACUGGGGGGGAUGGAGUGGGCUGAGGUGGGCUGAAGCCACGCGGCCUCGUCGCCCCCGAGGCUUGCUUGUCGGCCCCUGGUGCGAUCGCGAUCGCGGGGACCGAUCACCUGGUGAACCAGGGGCGUGAUUUCUGCGAAGGCCCAACAAGCCAUCCCGGAUUCUUCCUGGAUCGCGACCGGGGGUCGUUGCCAUGGAAACCAGAGCGCUAGGCCGGCAAGGGUGGCGGUGGCCCUCGCAUCGUGACUGUAGUGAUAUCUCCUCGAGACCUUCUCCUAAGACUCGGCGCCGCGCCCGCUUCCCUUCCUCCCCCGCCAGCCCUCCUGCGGACGAGAGUUUUGCACGCCGAACUAUGCUGCCCUCGCGCCCUGCCUCCUUCUGAGCUACCACCACCUCUGCCACAUCCACCUCCGCCGCCUGGAUGACCGCAGCCUCGUGCGCCUUCCCCGUGCAGCCGCUGCGCCCGCCCUCGCUCUGCGGCUUCUCGCAGAUCACCAGGAGUCUGUACAUCAGCAACGGCGCGGCCGCCAACAACAAACUGCUGCUGGCCAGCCAUCACAUCACCACGGUCAUCAACGUGUCGCUGGAGAUCAUGAACGUUUUCUACGAAAACAUCGAGUACCUGCACGUGCCCGUGGCCGACGCGCCCAGCUCCCACCUCUGCGGCUUCUUCGACCCCGUGGCCGACCACAUCCACCGCGUGGAGCUGAAGCAAGGCCGCACGCUGCUGCACUGCGCCGCGGGCGUGAGCCGUUCGGCAGCCCUGUGCCUCGCCUACCUCAUGAAGUACCACGCCAUGUCCCUGCUGGACGCCCACUCAUGGGCCAAAUCGUGCCGGCCCAUCAUCCGGCCCAACGUGGGCUUCUGGGAGCAGCUCAUCCACUACGAGCUGCAGCUGUUCGGCAAGAACACGGUGCACAUGGUCAGCUCCCCGAUGGGCAUGAUCCCGGACGUCUACGAGAAGGAGAUGCGGUUCAUGAUCCCGCUCUGAGCGCCCCCUUGACCCCGACUCCCGGGCUCCAGGUGGGCACAUCAAGAGGG